GUAGAAUCUUAACAUUUGACUAGAAGUGAAGCAGAGACACUCUUAUUUGUAGAUAUUUGUCUGCAGUUUGAAAUGCCACCAAGGGUGAGUCCGGCAAAUGAUGCCAUCCAUCAUGUUCUCUCAAAGAUGGAUAAAACUUUAAAACUGGAGGUGAAAUACAUAAAUGCAGAGAAAGGUAAGACAUUGUGAGAUGUGGUAUUUUGCGUUUUAAUAUCUCCAAGUAAUUGAGAAUUCUAAGCAUUGAUGCCUCAAGAGAAGACGAUUCAUUGGGGCGACUAGUUAAUGAUCAACACAAAGGCCCAAACUGCAGGAUGAAAAAGAUCGAUGUAGGAAGCCGAACUUGUGUCUUUUCGCCAUCAAAGACAUAAAUGAGGGGGAGGAAAUGACCUAUGACUACGGAAAGGAUGACUGGCCCUGGAGAAUUCAAGUACGUGCAACUUCUGCACAAUUUUCGUAUGUUUUGGAAUAACUUCCUUAGUGAAUCCCUAACACUCAUUUCACAUUAUGCUGAAAGAUGGCUAAUGAUAAUGGGAUGUUCUGGACACAAUUUUACCUUUUUGUAGAGAUUUUACAUUUGAUAAAAUAUCCCUCUAUUCAGGGGCAUUUACGACGUCCCCACAACACACUUUCCCCUCAGUGUGAGCUUGUAGAUUGUGUGAAGUCUUGACUUGCUCUAAUCCAAACAAGCGGUCCCCACAAGUGGUGACUCGAGUGUGUGUUUGACAUGUCCCCACAAAGCUGGUUCCUUAAGUUAGUGUGAAAUCAGUGAGUGGUUAAUGAAGCAGGAAGAAUCACUGCAGUUGAUAUUAAUAUUUCUUCUCUCACGUUUGGUUUCUCUUACCAUGUUUCCAAAUUCAUAAGUUUAUCUUUAGUGAAUCCCUUAGACUAACUACUUAUUACACAGUGCUACCUAAAAUUAUCAAUUUUGGUUCAUAGAUUGAAAAGAUUUCCAUAUGAUAUAUUUGCAGGCAAGCACACAUGCUGGACAUGACCCUUUUGUGGAUGGUGCCCAUGCUGACGUCCCUUCAGGACCACAGGUGGAUGAUGACACCCAUGACAUCACGUCUAAUGAACAGAUUGUGACAGACGUCGGAAAUGAAGAUGGGACUUUUGUCCCAAAACUUGAAACAAAAAGUAUCAUAAUUUCGAAGACAGAUUUCGAAGACCCUGAUGAAUUAUAAGAUUCUACAUCAGAUAGUGGAGAUGAUUAUGUGCCAGAUUCCACCUCUAAAAAGUGAUGACAGUGAUUUCAACCUCACAUCAGUCAUUGGGACAAAACUGUGGCCCCUGACUGAAUUAUGUCAUGACUCUGAAUCGAUGUGUCCUCCAGUGUGUGACACCACGACACCACACCUUGAAAGCUUGAGAUACAACAGCAGUACAUCUGACAUCAGUGUGAGUGAAGAACCCUGUUCAAGUCAGGAUGCAAUUGACACCAUAGUUGUGCAAGCUUCCCAAAAGUGAAAUGGCAACAGAAUGUACAACAAUACACAGUAUUGCUUGUAUUGCAAGAAGGCCUAUGCAAAGAUGGCAAGACAUCUAGAACAUGCACAUCAUAAUAAACUGGAUGUGGCUAAAGCUCUUAGUUUACCAAAAGGUUCCUUGGAGAGAAAGAAACAGUUAGAGUAUAUUCGCAACAGAGGCAACUAUGCUAACGCUGCUGUUAUAGAGUCAGGGAAAGGGGAGUUGGUUCCAUUUAAAUGCCCAACUAAAGAUGCACAGGGGAAGGAUUUCAUGCACUGUGCAUACUGCCAAGCACCUUUUACACAAAGUCCUGUGGUGACACAUGCGAAGUUGCGAACUUCAGCCUGCAUCCAUACCUGUCAAACCAGGAAAGAAUCGUGUUCAGUCCAUGUGCACAUUCAUGCAACCUGUGCCUUCGCACGUUGGUAAACGGAUGUGGUGAGUUAUCAGUGCCAUGAUUCCUGAUCCGAUCACCGAUGUUGUGAAAAAUGAUAAUGUCAUCAUCCAUGUUGGACAGCACCUAUUGAACAAGGGUGGGAUGUCGGCCAAGAAUCAACAGUGUGUGUGUGAAAAGAUGCGACAAAUGGGAAGACUGAUUCUUAAUGCCAGAAGAGUUACCUCCUUAAAAACAAUGGAGGAUUUCAUAAUUCUAAAGAAUUACUUGCAGGUGAUCAAAGCUGGCAAGGUGACUUGUGGCUAUGACAGUGAUUCUAAUAAAUUUGCGAUUCCAUCACUUGCCAAUGAUUUUGGCCAUACAUGCCGUUGACGGAAGAUGUUCAGAAACUGCAUAAGUUUCUCAGUCAAAAGCAAGAUAAGUGCAUCAGUGAACUCUCUGACAGUCCUUCCACAAAGACUUGGAUAGGCAAAGGUGUGCUUAGCACAGAUCAUCCUCUUUAACCGUCGCAGGGAAGGAGAGGUGGCAAGCAUGCCCUUGUCUGCAUUUUUGUCAAGGGACAAGUCCGAUCCUCACCAGGAUUUGGACUGGGCACUCUGAAGUAGAGAAAAGACUCUGCAGACAUUUCACAAGGAUUGUGAUCUGGGGAAAAGAGGCAGACCGGUUCCAAUUUUCGUGACUCAGAAAAUGCUGAAUGCACUGGAACUCCUGGUUUUAGAGGGAAAGGCUUGUGGGUUUCUCGAAGAGAAUGGCUACAUGUUUGCAAGACCAGCAGCUAAAGCGCAUUUCCGUGGUUCGGAUUGCCUCCGUGCUUUUUCAGGAGCAUGUGGUGCAACCUUGUCCCAAGGCACUGACUUCCACCAGGCUACGGAAACAUGCUGCAACACUCUCAACAGUCCUCAACAUGACAGACACAGAGAUGGACCAGUUGGCCAACUUUCAUGGGCAUGACUCUGAAGUCCAUCGUGAGUUCUAUCGACUACCUGAGAAAGCACUGCAGCUUGCCAAGGUCAGCAAACUUCUAAUGACCCUCGAGCAAGGAAGCCUGGCUGAGUUCCAUUGCAAAAACCUGGAUGAAAUCACCAUAGGUCCAGAUGGUAUGUUGUCGUUUCUUUUGUCCACCAUGAUUCUAUUUUAGUUUGCUCUUCUUUUUGUAUGUCUCCCACAGACACAGUUCUUUGUCAUGAUGAGACAGAUGAGACGGAUGAGACCAGAGAAGGACACUAUUCAUCUCACGAGUGUUUGGCAGAAGAGACUCUUCCACCUACAGAGGAAAAUGACAUCCCACCACUACACAAGAGACACAAACUAUCAUCAGCAGAGGAUGACAGAGUUGGAGCUGUGACACCUGUUGAAGUGCUGAAGGCCGACAGUGGUGGUGGUUCUCCUGGGUGGUGGUGGUCCCCUGUGUGCUUUGUGAUCCUUUUUCAAGAUUUUUGUUUACAUGUCACUUUUUGCUGUGUGUGUGGGGUGUCCUCCUUUUUCUUUUGGAUGUCACUUCCCCUACCAAACCCCUCCUCCAGCCAGGAAGCCUCAGACUAUAUCCCCCUUUUUAGUUGGGCUCCCUUCUUCUUUCUGUUACAAUGUCAACCUUGUGCACACUUUUAAUAAUAAGUGUUAUUCAUGAUCAUUGAACUUCGUCUCCUUCCCGCCCUGAGUAAAUAAACCUGAGUGUUCUUUCGUUUUGAAGGUAAUAAUUGACCUUUAGUGUCGCAACAAUGACGAAUGACGUUAAACUCGAAACUGGAAUUAGAGAUUUCUAUUAUGAUAUGAAUGGCAAAUAUAGUUUGAAUCUUACUAGUAAAAACUGAAUUACAGAUAUAAAACUGUAGUUUUGACUAGUAAGAAUGGCAUUGGGGAUAUUGGUAGCCAUUAUCAUCAUGCCCACUGAAUUUAAUAUUACAUUUGGAGUUUUGGAGAAUUUAUAUCAGUUUACCCAUGAUUUACUCAAGGGCAGCCCAUGGCCAAGAGGAAAGGAAUUGGGCUCGUAACUGAAGUUCGCUCGCCAGGGGAUGGGGUGCCUUGCUCAGGGGCACCCCAUCCCCCCAAAAAAAUGACUCAUUCUAAUUCUUAAGAGGAGGAAGUGACAGACAGAAGUUCAGCAGCAGAUAUCAGUCCUGUAACCUCGCUGUUGACAUGUGUAGGAUGUGCCCGUGUGCCUGUGCAAAAAUAUGUGCCUGCACUGAUAGGGAUAUAACUGACAUUUCUGCGUGCAUGGUGAACACGCCUAUAGCCAAUAAAACACAGCGGUAUUGACUUUUAGACCAGGUUUUUGUUAGUUAAUGGUUUGGAUGUUUUUAUGCUCAAUCAAACAUCUAUUAUAUGCAUUAUCAGAAACACACAGAGCUUUCAUCUCUAGCAAUGAAAGUGCUGAUUAGAUAGUUAAUGAGUAAUUACAACUCAAGGUCGAGAUAUCUGCAACUACAUUCUGAGAUGUAAUUCAAGAUACCUAAAAAGGGCAACAUAGACAUCUUCAGUUGAGGAUAAUUAGAGAUAACUUGAACUUGAAUUAUGACUAAUGACGUUAAACUGGAAACUGGAAUUAGAGAUAUCUAUAAUGACACAUUGCAUGACCUCAAUUAAAGCGCGUUCUCAUGUUCCUAGCCCCUCCCCUCAGUGCCAAUGUUUUAGUGUCAAUGCAACUUUUUCUACAAUGUCAAAACUUAAUGUCAGUGCUCUGGUUUCAUACACGUUGACUCUAAAAAGAUGAAAGAAACAUCCUCGUCGGUCAGUCUCAGAACAACGACUUGACAACUUCCGCUGUCACAGUCAAGGGAGGGAAGGAGGGAGAGCACGACUGAAAGAAAAAAACCUAAAGCACAAAAAAAAACUUAAAGUGAAUAUGAAGAGAGGAUAGCGUCAGGUCAAUGUUGAUCCUCUGUAUUUUAGUUCAGUCUUUUGGUCUUUUGGAGAAAAAUUAUAGACCAAAAGAGCAUAGGCUUAUUACGCCUACCUUUUAUAAUCCAAAACAAUAACUAAACGAUGUGAGAUACCUUGGCACGACAGGUGUCAUCUUGAUAUCAUUUAUCCUAGUCAAAACUCCAAUUCUAGAUAUCUCUCUGACUAUAUAUUAUAUUAACUACGUAGAAUUACUCUUUGAGAUAUCUACAACUACAUUCUGAAAUGUAAUUCAAGAUACAUCAAAAGGAAAUCUUCAUUUGAGGAUAAUUUAAGGAUAUCUUGAACUUGAAUUAUGACUAAUGACGUUAAACUGGAAUUAGAGAUUUCUAUGAUGACAUGAAUGAAUUACAGAUAUAUACUAACUGUAGUUUUGACUAGUAAGAAUGAACUUUGGAGCUUUUGGUUGCCAGCACAAACAGACACCGCCCAGCAUCAUCAUCAUCAUCAUCACACCAGCUCUGAGACAUGCCCACUGAAUUCAAUACUACUCUCUAUAGCUUCAGAGAAACACAAGAAGACGGAGCUGCUGCUUUCAAAGAGAUUCAAGGAUGAAGAGAAUCCGAUGUAGAACUUUCUGGCUGGCAGUCUGUCUUGGUGUGUUGGUCCUCAGUCUCUGUAGGAAUUAUAGUGACCAAAUAAAAAACCUUCACAAAUGGGAAAACAUAAACAAACGCAUUUAUGAUGAUGAGAGACAAGAGCAGGACAGUCAAAUUAAACAAGAACCCCCAAGCCAUUAUGUCUUCCCCUGGCCAAAAUGUCAAGAAAAUACAUCUGCUGCGAACGUCACAGAUUUCAGCUCUCUUCCUAGUCGUAUGAAAGACUUUCUGUACUAUCGACACUGUCGGCAUUUCCCCAUGCUACAGGACGUUCCAGACAAAUGUGGAGGAGCAAAUAAAUCUGCAGAUGUCUUCCUCCUCCUUGUCAUUAAGAGCUCCCCCGGAAACUACGAACGCAGAGAGGUACUGCGCAAAACCUGGGCUAAAGAGAGGCUACACAAUGGUAAGAAGAUUCACAGGGUCUUCAUCUCAGGAACAACUGAUACUGGUUUUGAAAAACUGAGACAGAACAAACUACUUGAAAUGGAGCAUCGUGAGUACAAUGACAUUCUCCAAUGGGACUUUGUGGACACAUUCCUCAACCUCACACUGAAGCAGAUACUCUUCCUCGAAUGGAUGGAGAGGAACUGUCCAAAUGCUCGCUUCUUGCUGAACGGUGAUGAUGAUGUUUUUGCCAACACAGACAACAUGGUGGAGUAUCUCCAAAGCUUUAAGGACAAUGAUGGAAGCAAACACCUAUUUGCCGGCACUUUAAUGAGUGGCGACCCCAUCAGAAACCCAAAUAGCAAAUAUUAUGUUCCUGUACAAGUUAAGAUAAAUUCAUACCUCCCUUAUUGUGGUGGUGGGGGCUUCCUCCUGUCUGGCUAUACAGCUAUGGUCAUAUACAACAUGUCUCAGUCCAUUCCUAUUUUUCCCAUUGAUGAUGCUUACAUGGGGAUGUGCCUGGCCAAAGCAGGACUUAAGCCUUCUAACCAUAUAGGUGUGAAGACACUUGGAGUAAAUAUUCCCUCAACUAAACUGGAUCAAUAUGACCCUUGCUAUUAUAAAGACAUGUUAUUGGUGCACAGAUUCCUUCCACAAACCACAUUUCUUAUGUGGCAAAGAAUACAUGACUCCAAACUGAAAUGUUAAUAUUUCAGUGUUUAGUAGCAUGAGGUUGUAGUGGUGGCAGUAUGCUGCACACAGUUCAUCAACUCUAGGGUUGGUAUCAGGUCAGAGGUCUUUCAUUAUGCAAGCUAAGUUAUCUUAGCAUUAUAAAAUUAUCGUCUUAAUUCAAUUCACACUUCGUUGACAAUGACACCUGAUCCUGAUUCAGUUUUCAUCAUGUUUUUUUAUUUCAAUGGGAUAUCAAGAUGUUGCAAAUUUGCAUCGUGCACUUGCUCUUGGGAUGUGUGUAAUGGUCUAACGUCAUGUAGUACUUUCAUUUUGUUAUGGUUGGCACAACAUUCAUGUAAUUGCUUCCAUAAUAACUUCUUGUUUAUCCAUAUCUUUAGGAAGUCAGUAAAUAUAACUAACUAAUCACAACACUUCCAAUAGAUAUUGUUCUUAUUUAACAAUAAAAAUAAAAACUCAAGACACUAGAAACACUGGACUCUUGCGAGAUCAGGUGAACGUCAUGUAGAGCAACCUGGGAAAGUAUUAUUCUGGGCCGUAAUAAUUAAUUGAGCACAUAACGGCCGACUUCAAGCACUGCUGUGUGUCCAUCCGUACUGUGUAUCGAUAUCAAACCACUCUAUACCAGUGUUUGGACUGACUGAAUAACUGAUGAUCUAUUUCACCACACUGUACCCGUAGAAGCAACUUAAAAACACCCAGUUUCAAAAUUUGCUUGUGAAAAAAUAAUAAAAUAAAAAAGAGUCCAUGGAUUUAGUUGAAAUUAACCUGCACUGGUUAAGUGACUGGUCAGCAGACUUUAAUUCCACAGCUCCACAAUCACUGCUACACUGACUCUGCUGCCAAAAGAUGUAAUGAGCAUGAGUUCUGGUGCCAUUUUGUACAAUGACCGCGGAGAUAAGGCUUGCGAACUCAGUGUCAUCUUUUAAAUCUCUUCUUAAAACUAAUUUUUAUAGACUUGCUUUCAUGUGAUGCCAUCUUUUUAUCUCUUUUUAUCUAGAGUGUUAACUGGUGUUUAUCCUGUCAGCUCAUUGCUUUCUUCCUUUCUGUGUAUUUUUAUUAUGUAUGUGAAAACAAAACAUGGCACUGGUCUGAGUGCAACCAGUGAGCCAGUCCUUCUUCUCAUACCAGCUCCUGUCUUUCGUUUGCUGUUUUAUGGCGAUGUUCAGCUGGUCAGGUCCAAGUUAUAUAAGACGAAGCUUUUCUUCUAUGAAAUGGCUUUUUUUUGCAGUGAGAGGAAGUUGUUUGUACUUUUUUUGAGAGGGUCUGGCUGCAGACCUGCACUGUCAGGACCAUUCGUUGCAGACCUGCACUGUGAGGACCGGAAGUUGAUUCGAAGCCUUUCAAAAGCACGUAUUUUUCGUUCCCCAUGUUUAUUACUUGGGUCUUUAUUUUAUGUAUACAAUGUAAAUAUGUUUAUGUGUAUCCAUGACUGCAAAACUGUAUCCAAACCUGUAUCUCUUUCUAGUUCAACUGGAUUAGGGAUUUUCUUUUUUUUAUAUAAAAAAAAGAAAAUACAAAACGUUAUGACCACUUCUAGGGUUAUUCUACAGAUAAUCAGUGCAAACUAGAUGUACAGCUAUUGAUAUGAUUCCCUUAAAACAUUAUUAGCCUACUCAAAACAUGCAUUAUUUUACUCCAGUAUUUUAAUUUAAUUUAAUUCGUAAAAAGGACAGCUGUUAGUUUAGUCUGCACUACAAAUUCAUUUUGAAACAAUAAAUCUCUGUACACCUUAAUGUGUUAUGGCAUAAUGCAUCUACACUCCAACCUAUUGUGACUGUUCUUUGCUUCUAUACCAUUAUUUAUCAUUGAAAAUCGCUGUUGGACCCAUUUACAUAUUGAUUUACU
Messenger RNA from Solea solea (common sole), 8277 nucleotides. Its product is annotated as N-acetyllactosaminide beta-1,3-N-acetylglucosaminyltransferase 3-like. Gene Ontology annotation, molecular function: hexosyltransferase activity. Gene Ontology annotation, cellular component: membrane. The transcript is spliced from 6 exons. The record is from RefSeq and is a predicted model, not a curated record. The coding region runs from base 5308 to 6447 and encodes 379 amino acids. NCBI's taxonomy places the organism in Eukaryota, Metazoa, Chordata, Actinopteri, Pleuronectiformes, Soleidae.